This is a messenger RNA of Salvelinus sp. IW2-2015, 3734 nucleotides long. The record is from RefSeq and is a predicted model, not a curated record. NCBI's taxonomy places the organism in Eukaryota, Metazoa, Chordata, Actinopteri, Salmoniformes, Salmonidae.
AGAACUUGGGUCAUCGACACUGUCGUCUAUCCUUCCCUGUAGCAAUAGGCUAUAUUGUAUGGCUAUCAACUACAUUUUUUAAAUAGUUCUGAUUCUUCAGUGCGCAUGACAUUUCAUCCACAACAAUUAGGUGCUCCUCGACUAGACACUUGACUGGCUCAGAGUGCAUGCAGUUACAUCUCUCGCGUCAAUGGAUUUGCGUAAACCGAUCUGGAGUAUCUUGACAGUGCUGGCAGCGCUUGCCCUUAUCGUUGAACAUGCUCAGUCUAAAGUCACCUGGGAAGUCCAACGAUAUGACGGCUGGUAUAACAAUUUAGCCUAUCACAGUCGAGGAGCUGUUGGUUCCCCCCUGGUGCGACUGCUGCCCGCGCGUUACUCUGACGGGGUGCUCCAGCCCCUGCAGGAACCACAGCUCCCCAACCCGCGCAAACUCAGCGAUGUGACGGCCAGGGGCCACUCGGGCCUGCCCUCCGCACACAACCAGACCGUACUCUCUGUGUUCUUCGGGUACCAUGUAAUGUUUGAGAUACUGGACUCCCGUCCUCCCGGCUGUCCCCCUGAGUUCAUGUACAUCCCCGUCCCAGAGGGAGACCCAGUCUUCGACCCACACCGUACCGGCCGUGUCCUACUGCCCUUCCAGAGGGGGCCCUGGGAAAAACACUCCAGCCAGAGCCCCAAUAAUCCCCGCACACAGGUGAACCUGGUGACAGCAUGGCUGGACGGCAGCUCUAUCUACGGCCCAUCUAGUUCCUGGUCUGACGCCCUGAGGAGUUUCUCUGGAGGUCUCCUAGCCUCGGGGGAGCAGUUGGACAUGCCCAAGAGGAGCGGGAGCACUAGCCUCAUGUGGAGCGCUGCUGAUCCCUCCACUGGUCAGCAUGGACCUGAGGGGCUCUAUGAGUUGGGUAACGCCUGGGGCAACGAGAAUGUGUUCACCAUGGCCGAGGGGAUCGUGUGGUUUCGCUACCACAAUUACAUCGCCUCCCAGCUUAGUGAGAAACACUCGUCGUGGUCUGACGAAGACCUGUUUCAAAACGCCAGGAAGACCGUGGUCGCCACGUUCCAGAAUAUUGCCUUCUACGAAUGGCUGCCUGGAUUCCUGGGGGUGUCUGUCUUGUCUCCUGCAGGCUACCAGAAGUUUGUGGAUCCAGGGAUCUCACCUGAGUUCCAGGCUGCUGCCAUCCGCUUUGCCUCCACGAUGGCCCCACCUGGUGUCUAUAUGAGAAACAGAACUUGCCACUUUCAGAAGGUUGUCAACAUCGACGGGAGCACGUCAUCAGCCAUUCGCAUGUGUAACAGCUUCUGGAACCGUCAGAACCCCAACCUGAAGUCAGGCCAGGACAUAGACCAUCUGAUUAUGGGCAUGGCUUCUCAGAUCGCGGAGAGAGAGGACAACAUGGUUGUGGAGGACUUAAGAGACUACAUGUACGGUCCUCUGCGUUUCUCACGGUCAGACCUGGUUGCUCUGACGGUGCAGAGAGGCCGGGACUUUGGCCUGCCCAGCUAUAACCAGGUCAGAGAGGGGCUGGGCCUGGCCCCUGUGGGGAGGUGGGGAGACGUAAACCCUCAGCUCAACACCACCAACCCACAGUUAUUCAGGGACCUAUCAGACCUGUAUGACGGGGAUAUCUCUAAACUGGAGCUGUUUCCUGGUGGUCUCCUGGAGUCUGUGGACGGUCCUGGUCAGGUCUUCUCCUCUAUCAUACUGGAUCAGUUUGACCGMAUCAGGAACGGGGACCGCUUCUGGUUCGAGAACACACAAAAUGGGUUGUUCACAGCUGAGGAGCUGCAGGCCCUUCGGAACACAACCUUUCAUGACGUCAUUACAGCAGUCACCAGUGCAGAGGCUGAGGACGUACAGAGGAAAGUCUUCUUCUGGARGGAUGGUGACCCUUGCCCCCAGCCUUCUCAGGUCACGACCUCUGAGCUCCACCCCUGCACCAACGCCACCAAGCUCAACUACUUUGACGACGGAAGCAAAGCUGGCUUUGGCAUCUCAGUCAUCUGCCUGUUCCUCUUUCCUGUUGUGAGCUUCCUCAUGGCUCUUGUGGUGGCCCACUUCAGAAAAUCCAAGUUUAAGAAGUUCCAGAAGAGAGGGCCUGACGACACAACAGAGGAACCUGCUCCUGGAAUCACAGCCUGUGAGUGGCAGGGCCCUAAUGCCCCAUUUCCAGUCAGUCUGUUGAUCGAUGAUAGGAGGAAACUCCAGGUGUUUGACCAGUCUGGACCCGCUCUACGGUCACUCAGCCUGGGUACCCAGACCCACCUGGAUGUCCUGCUGUCCAGUAACAAUUACCGCAGGGCUCUGCUGAUGAAAGUACCCAAAGAGUUUGACCUGGUGAGUGCUGUACUUGAGGACGAGGGCCAGCGUGGAGAGUUUGUUCGGCACCUUCGCUCUGAGGUGACAGACUGUGGACAGGUGCUGGUUGUGAGGGACAUGACAGAGAAGGAGCUACUGAGAGAGGCAGUGACCAGAGACCAGAGAGCUCAGAUAGUAGAGAACUUCAUCAGGAGUGCCUUUGCCAAGGUCCUGGAGAUAGAGAAUUGUGAUGCCAGGGACAUGAGUGGUGCGUCCUGUAGGAAGACCCGCGAAGCCCUGGAGACUGAGCUGACAGGAACUGARUUUGCCGACGCUCUGGCACUCAAACCGGACUCKCUCUUUGUYGACUCCAUGUUCACGCUGGCCGACAAGGACGGAAACGGAUACCUCUCCUUCCAGGAGUUCCUUGAUGUCAUMGUMAUUUUCAUGAAAGGUUCUCCCGAGGAAAAGUCUAAACUGAUGUUCUCGAUGCACGACAUCGAUGGGGACGGUUUCUUAUCGAAAGAUGAUUUUUCCAGGCUGCUCAGGUCGUUCAUAGAGAUCUCCAGCAGUCUUCUGUCUAAGAGCCAGGCUGAGGAGGCCAUCGAGGCAAUGUUGGAGGCCGCAGGUUUCGAGAACAAGAAACAGAUUACCUGGGAGGACUUCCACUUCCUGCUCCGGGACCACGAGAAGACACUGACCUUCGCUCAGCUUAACAUCAAAGGGAUGGAGAAGGAGGGGGGAAACAAACUGAGUCGACACCAGCAUGUGUCUUUCAUCAUCCCAGAGAGGAACAGCUCACCCACAGAAGGGGACACACAGUUCUCCAACAGCCCGGGGAAAGACGGGCAGGAACUUCGCAGACGACAAGGGAAAAGAUCGGGCCUCCAGAGUCCUAAGGUCUACGUGAAGCCUAAGAAGGAGCGUUACAACAGGAGCCCCAUCCAGCAGAAGAUCCAGCAAUUCAAACGCUUCGUAGAGAACUACCGUCGCCACAUUGUUUGCUUCACUAUCGUCUAUGGCAUCACAGCCGGAGUGGCUCUGGAGAGAUGCUACUACUAUGGUUUGCAGGCAUACUCCACGGGUGUGCCGGAGACGUCGGUGGUGGGUAUCUUGGUGUCACGCGGUUCGGCGGCGGCCAUCUCCUUCCUGUACCCCUACAUGCUGCUGACGGUGUGCCGUAACCUCAUCACCCUGGGACGAGAGACCUUCCUCAACCAAUACAUCCCCUUCGACGCCGCUAUYGACUUCCACCGCUUCAUGGCCAUGUCCGCCCUCUUACUCACAGUUGUCCAUUCUCUGGGUCAUGUGGUUAAUGUCUACGUGUUCUCAAUCAGUGACCUCAGCAUCCUGGCCUGUCUGUUCCCCAAGGUCCUAGUCAACAAUGGGUCUGAGAUGCCGAUGAAAUGGUCGUGGUGGUUCUUUCAGAGUGUUCCAG